Messenger RNA from Brassica napus (rape), 2035 nucleotides. Its product is annotated as type IV inositol polyphosphate 5-phosphatase 9. The transcript has 8 exons. Bases 566 to 1855 code for a protein of 429 amino acids. Lineage: Eukaryota; Viridiplantae; Streptophyta; Magnoliopsida; Brassicales; Brassicaceae. Gene Ontology annotation, biological process: phosphatidylinositol dephosphorylation. Gene Ontology annotation, molecular function: phosphatidylinositol-4,5-bisphosphate 5-phosphatase activity; phosphatidylinositol-3,4,5-trisphosphate 5-phosphatase activity; inositol-polyphosphate 5-phosphatase activity. The record is from RefSeq and is a predicted model, not a curated record.
ACUACCAGUUUCAAAGACAAAUACUAGAAUUUUAUAAUUAUAAUUUAUAAGUUAGUAUUUUAUCUUUUCACACUACGGUGUCAGCUCAUUUAUUCUUCUUCUUUGUAUAGGUUAUAAAAAUGUAACAAGUUGGCUCGUGUCGUCUUGUUCAAAACCAUGUAAAUUAAUUCGUAAUUAUUGAAAAAAUCGUUUUCAAAGCCAAAUUUGUAGUACAAUUCCGAGGAGGACAAACAAAAUGAUUGGUUGAAAAUUAAUAAGCGUGGGAUUUAAGGACGUAUAUAAUGUAAUUAACGUGGUUUGAUGUCCAAGCAGUCCAACAACCAGUAGUAAUAACGAACCAAUCAUCAACCUUCAUUUCUUUUAGUAUUUAAAUAUAGGCUUAAUAAUAUCGACUGACCAAUUAAUAGAUGUAUAAUAAUCAUCGUCCACGUCAGAAUUUCACCUCUUUCUCUCCAGCUUUGCAUGGCUCUUGCUUUCUCCUUAUCUCCCUCCCUCUCCCUUAUUACUUCCUCUCCAAAUCCGCUGCUCCUCCAAUAAUCUCUCUCCUCUCUCACUUUCUCUUGCAAUGCUUGGAAGUUAUAAAGAAGUUAUGUGGCCAAGACUUGUGGCCAACAAGAUCCUAAGGAAAAGCGUUGGAAGCAACAACUUCGUUGCCGAUUUUCCACCAGAUGCUGAUGAGCUGCUUCUAGAAGCUCCUGGAUUAGUCGACGAACAACCUUCUUUCGAUUCUAAAUCAAUCUUCGUCAAUCAACACAAGACUACUAAUCUCAACUACAAGGUUCACGUUAGCACAUGGAACGUUGGUGGAAUCGUGCCGGAGGAUGGAUUUGACAUGGAGGAUCUCUUGGAAACACAUAAAACCCCGUGUGAUAUAUACGUUCUUGGGUUUCAAGAAGUUGUGCCACUCAGAGCUUCGAAUGUUUUGGGAUCAGAUAACAACAAGGUCUCUGCGAAAUGGAACUCGUUGAUAAGAGAGACCUUGAACAAGAGCGUGGCCACUAGUGAUGAUAGGAACAAGGGAAUUAAUGGUGUUUCCCAAGAUUUUAAGUGUAUCAUAAGUAAACAGAUGGUCGGAAUCUUGAUCACCGUUUGGGUCCGAGGCGAUCUCAGGCCGUACAUCCGUGAUCCCAGCGUCUCCUGCGUUGGGUGUGGCGUUAUGGGUUGCUUAGGAAACAAGGGAUCAGUAUCGGUUAGAUUCCGGUUGCACGAGACGAGCUUCUGCUUCGUGUGCAACCAUCUAGCCUCCGGUGGUCGCGACCGUGAUGGAAGGCAAAGAAACUCCGAUGUCAUAGAGAUUCUAUCGAGAUCGACUUUUCCUAGAGGCACAUAUCUUGAAGAUUUGCCGAAAAAAAUACUUGACCACGACCGAGUUAUUUUUCUGGGAGAUUUGAAUUAUAGAAUAUCUCUACCUGAGGAGAAGACAAGAUUAUUGGUGGAACGAAAAGAAUGGAAGACUUUACUCGAAAAUGAUCAGCUAAGUAUGGAGAUCAUGAAUGGCCAAAUUUUCAGAGGGUGGCAAGAAGGAAAUGUCACAUUUGCUCCAACGUAUAAAUAUAUUCCAAAUUCAGAUUUAUAUUAUGGAUGCAUUGCAUACAAAAAAGACGAGAAGAAACGAGCUCCUGCAUGGUGUGAUCGAAUAAUAUGGUACGGAAAUGGAUUGAAGCAACAUGAAUAUACUAGAGGAGAAGUGAAGAUAUCUGAUCAUAGACCCGUCAAAGCAAUCUUUACCACAGAAGUUAAAGUGUUACGAUAUAGCAACAAAAUUCGUGAUCUCUUUUUCUCAGAGAGAUUUGAAGACAGAAUUGAUGGAUAUGAUCAGAUAGAUUCCAAAGACUACUCGUGGAUUUCUACCUAAUUUAUGAAUUGGGAUGAAAUCUCGUUGUUGUACAUAUAUAUAGUACACCCAAUUAUAGGCUCUUAAGAAAACAAAAGGCAUAUAGAGUGUUCGUUUUAUUUGUUUUUUAGAUCAUACUGCUUGUGAUAAGAAUAUAUAUUGUGAAAGACUAACUUAGUGUAACAAUAUAUUGGUGCGCAA